AGUACAUCAACAUCACACUCCUGGCUGUCAGUCAUGGUAAUGGUCGUGGUAUGAUGGGUAUGUCUGGUCGUGGACGUCCUGGUCCUGGUCCUGGUCCUCGUCCUGGUCCUCGUCCUGGUCCUCAUCCUGGUCCUCGUCCUGGUCCUGUCCGAUGGAACUGCAGGGAGGGUCCUCGGCUGUAUGGCGCCAUGCAGAUUGAUGCUGGAAUGGGACAAGUGGUUGUAGCAGACAAGUACAAACGGACGUACUUCCUCAGUGGACUUGCCUUCUACAGACUGGGCAGACUGGGCAUGAAGCAUGUCACAGUGGGAGCUGGGGGAUUGUGGGGAACUUGCCAUGCCAACAAGGUGUACAAAUAUGUAGCUGGAGACUUCAAACUUGCCAAAGGUCUGUCUAUGUACCAGGUGGAUGCUGGCGGUGAUGGUCAGAUUGUUGGGGUAGGAUCCGGCAGACAUAACGCCUACUGUCUGAAAGAGGAGAAAGCUUUGGGCUACUGUGGAAGAAACACCCUGAACUGGACUUCCCUCUCAAGAAAGAUGAUGUACUACAGCUGUGGCCCAAGGAUGGGAUGCUGGGGAGUCGACAAAAGUCACAGGAUCUGGGUCACAAAGAAUAUAUCACCAACCAACUGCAGCACUAGUGGCUGGACAGCCGUGCCAGGGCCAAGAAUGAAAAUGAUUGAAGUGUCGUCAGACGGGAAAGUUUAUGGCGUGACGACAACCGGCAAGAUCUACCAAAGAGCUCGCAUCACCAACGGUUGCAGACAAGGCAAAAGCUGGGUUCACGUCCCAAUAUGCAUGCCUGUCAGACACGUGUCUUUCGACCAGUGGAAUCUCUGGAUCGUGACCACCUCUGGUUUGAUCAUGAAGUGCUCACACUAAUGUCAUCAGUCUGUCUUGGCUCUCAUCCAUUCAAAGUUCUUCAUUUUCUAUCAAAUCAUUCAGUGCACACAGUUAAUAAAUGAUUAGCGUUUGAUUUUUUUCUACAGAGUUAAAUCUCUGCUGUAAGUGCACUCAUCUUCUCUUUAUUAGACAGUUUAUGUGGUAAUCAGUGAAAAAUAUGUCUGCAAGAACUGAUUAAUUCAUAAAUAAAUGAAUGUGGUCUCGAA
Pleuronectes platessa (European plaice) is the source of this 1108-nucleotide messenger RNA. Its product is annotated as fish-egg lectin. Bases 51 to 881 code for a protein of 276 amino acids. The record is from RefSeq and is a predicted model, not a curated record. Lineage: Eukaryota; Metazoa; Chordata; Actinopteri; Pleuronectiformes; Pleuronectidae. The transcript is spliced from 6 exons.